AUGGCCGCGAUGCUCGAGUUCCGCACCCAGGGGUACAAUCCCUACGCGGUCAAAUACUCGCCAUACCACGACUCUCGCAUCGCCGUCGGCACAGCCGCCAACUUCGGCAUCGUUGGAAACGGCCGGCUAUUCGCUCUUGCGCUGACGGCGCAAGGCAUCCAGGUUGAGAAGACGUUCGAUACAAAUGACGCGAUAUACGACUUGGCCUGGUCGGAGAUCAACGAGAACCAGCUCGUGGUUGCGUGCGGCGAUGGAUCGCUCAAGCUCUUCGACAUUGGCAUGAGGGAGUUCCCAGUCAUGAUCUUCCAUGAGCAUAAGCGCGAGGCCUUUGCUACCGCCUGGAAUCCCGUCACCAAAGACAACUUUAUAUCCAGUUCAUGGGAUGGCACGGUCAAGAUUUGGUCGCCUACUCGCCCAUUCUCCAUCACGACUCUGCCCAUUGGAAGCUGCACCUACAGCGCAUCCUACUGUCCCUCCAACCCUUCCCUCAUCUCAGCAGCUUCUUCCGACUCCCACCUCCGACUAUUCGAUCUCCGAACGCCCUCAUCCGCAAAAUACCAUCUCGUCGCCGCCAUCCCCGUCCACGCAGCCCCCAGCAAUCCCGGCGGCCCCAUCCCCGCCGGCGGUCCGCCCGCCGAAGUCCUCACCCACGACUGGAACAAAUACCGCGACACCGUCAUCGCGACCGGCGGCGUCGACCGCAUGAUUCGAACAUUCGACAUACGCAAUCCGACCGGCGGGCCGCUCUCUAUCAUGCCCGGCCACGAGUACGCCGUGCGGAGGCUGACGUGGAGCCCGCACGCAAGCGAUGUCCUGAUCAGCGCCAGCUACGACAUGACUGUGCGAUUGUGGAACGAUGCCUCCAACCAGCCGCAGGGACCUAUGCCUACUACUCGCCCGGGGGCGCAGAUGGGUAUCAUGAACAGACACACGGAGUUUGUGACGGGCGUUGAUUGGUGUCUAUUUGGCGCUGGCGGCUGGGUGGCUUCUGCUGGCUGGGACGAGAGGGUCUUACUGUGGGAUGCCAACCUGUUGAUGCAUCCGCGGUGA
Messenger RNA from Trichoderma gamsii, 1050 nucleotides. RefSeq lists its product as hypothetical. Bases 1 to 1050 code for a protein of 349 amino acids. Gene Ontology annotation, cellular component: cytosol; peroxisomal matrix. The transcript has 3 exons. Gene Ontology annotation, molecular function: protein binding. The record is from RefSeq and is a predicted model, not a curated record. Gene Ontology annotation, biological process: protein import into peroxisome matrix. Lineage: Eukaryota; Fungi; Ascomycota; Sordariomycetes; Hypocreales; Hypocreaceae.